UCUGUAUCCUGGACAAUUGAGAGGAAUUUGGAACACUGUAAUUAUAUGUACCCCUCCCACCUAUCCAGACUUUAAUAAUAUAUACAUAAAUAUGUACAUAGUUUAAGUAUAUAGAACAUAUAUAAUGAAGCCCGUUUUAAAAUGUCAUCAUUCUUGUUUCAUUGACCUGAAGCAGCAAGUCAUUCUUCAGUGACAGGGCCCUGAGAGAAAGGACCAGGGGAUCGGGAAAUGAAGAAGGGGGGACAGUGGGCUCAGGAGGUCUUGCACAAGUCGUGUCUUCCACCAAGCGAGUUUAUUAAGAAGUACAGCGUCUUAGAUGUUAUUCUAAGGGGGGAACAGAGGGCCUUCUCCUUGUGCUGAAAGAGGCCUAGACCCAUGAGUGGCCAUGCUCUCCCUUCCCCUAUGUCUCACGCUGUCCUGAGAUGCCCUGGAGAUUCACUAUUACCUACAACUUCCUUAACCAAUCCCUGACCUUUGAAAGGAACCUCAUAAUCUAGGAGCUCCCUGCCCAGCAGCCCUCUCCCUUCAGAGGGGAGAGGAAGACGUUCAACACUGUGCUCUCCGGGGCUGGAAUAAUAGAGGCUGGGUGCACUGAGACCCAGGAAACCCUGCUGUCAAGAGGCCCCUCCCAGAAGGGUACCAGUUUCACAACUCUGGCAGUGGGUUCCACUUCUGCAAUGGAAAAUGACAUUUUCAUUUCUUUCCUAGAGGGAAAAGGAGGAGCGGUAGAACUGACGUGUGCUCGCCCAGGCCCUUCCCUGCAGAGAGAGCACACAGCUGCAGAGAUGUACCUCGGCAGGAAGCACCUGGACUGACAUCUGGCUCAGAGGAGGGCUCUGCGAGGGUGUGUUUGUUCGUGCCUGACAGACAUAAGCAAGCCUCUCGUGACUGCUUUUCUGUUCCUGUAAAGCAGAGGCAAACUGUCUCCAAAUGGCCUGCAGACCAUCAGGCUCCACCCUGUAAGCUGGAUCUCAUCUAUGGAGAGGGCCCUCACAGUCCUGCAAGUGAGCCUAUACCACCCCACACCAGGCCUGGUCACCUUUGCCAAAGUCCCACUGCGGCUGCAGCAUGAUACCAGUCGGCUGCUGGUGGGACGUGGGCAGGACGCCCACAUCCAGCUGCAGCUGCCCCAGCUGUCCCGACACCAUCUGUCCUUGGAGCCCUACCUGGAGAAAGGAAGCAACCUGCUAGCCUUCUGCCUUAAGGUGUUGUCUCGCAAGAGCUGUGUGUGGGUCAACGGGCUGCCCCUGAGGUACCUGGAGCAGGUCCCCCUCAGUGCUGUCAACAGAAUCUCCUUCUCUGGCAUCCAGAUGGUAGUCCGCAGAGACGGGGGCUCCUCCCUUGAGACCUUUGUCUGCUACUUCCAUUUCAGCUCGUCACCCCUGAUUUACAGACCCAAGGCCCAGGAGACGGAUGAAUGGGAAAACGUUCUUAAGAAGGAGACUCCUCCUGUUUCUGGGGAGGCAACUCGUGAUCUCUUGGGGUCUCCCCAGGGCUCCUCCCACACUCAGACAGCUGUUCCCAGCCAAGCCCUGGAGGAGCAACAGAAAUAAAGCUCCAGAGGGAAACCCCCAGACACUGCACCCUGCCAGCCCUGCUGGCUGAGAGCAAGUCUUGCUAAAACAGGGUUUGAAGUAUUUGAACUAUGUCAUGUGAGGUUGACACACAAAGUUGGCAUGCAAGGCCUGCUGGCCACCCCACUCGCAGGGAACUGAUCCUGUAAACUUUGAGCAGCCCAGGGGUGGAGAAGUGCCCUCCAUGGCUCUGGGUAAUGGGAACUAUGGGAACUUCAUAUACUUUUAGAGGCCCUGAGAGGUUCUGGGGAGCCUCUCCCAUCAUCACCCCCCCCCAUUUCCUCCUUUGUCUGGCUGGGAGUCACUUUAUGUUGCUCAUUUCACAGGCUGCUUAAGAGCAGAAGCAUAGGGUUGCAGCAGGAAUGCAGGGACACGUGGAGAAAUGACAUUUGUGGUAGCUCAGGGUUACCUUCAGCUUUCAAAUACCCACAGGCACUCAGGGCUUAGGAAAGCCUGUGUUUAAUAAACUGAAAGUAUUUCAUUAAGCUGGCACACCCAGUAGGAUUCCCUGAGUCCCAGAUGGGCCACAUGUACGCCAUGUUGUCAUGUGGAGCUGGGGGCGGGAAACCUGGGAGAGGUGUGAGAGGAAAUUGGGAAGGUAGGCAGGAGUUUUCGUUUCUAGAAAGGCUGCAUGGCAGAGCUCAAGGCUUCCGGGAGGGGAGCUAGAGACUAGGACUGCUUGGAUAUUUCUUCUCCCCUCCCUCCUUUCCCCUCCUCUUCCUUUUCUCCCUCCUCUCUUCUCCCAUUCUCUGUCACUUCUGGACCAAGGCCCUGGCUGACCAGAGGGCAAAGGUCUUCAGGAAAAGACUGUUUCCUGCAGAAGUAGGCUCUUUCAGAACUAAUUCCAUGGUUAGAGAGCAAGGUUGUGUCAGAAGUCAACCGAGUUAUCCCACUUGGAGGAGUAAGAUGCCUGCCAGGGCUUAUCUUCCCUGAUCAGACAUGGAGGUGGGGUUGUUAAGGAGCCAGGCAGGCAAGGAUAGCAUAAUUUUCUCAGGGAGAAGGGAGCAGAGGGCUAACAGCUGCUUGCCAUUUAGAAAUAAUGUUUACUCAAGUAAGGGCAGGAGAAUCCUACAAACUCAGGUAACUACCAUAAGCCCAGACUCUGCACUAGGGCACCCCAGACACUGAAGGCACAGUGCUGCUCACAAACUGACUCAUAACCCCAGCAUCUGUGACACCUCUGUCACGAACCAUUCCCUACCCUUUGUGCCCAAGGCAGACUAUAGGAGGCUCAGGGCUGCUUCCCAGCCCCGAAUAUCUUCCUCUUAGGGAAAAUAACACCAGACAAGUCCUACUCACAUCUAUGCUUAGGAAGUCCCUUCUCCAACGGAAUAUGAACUGAGUACCCUUAGAUCACAGAUACAAGAUAGAGGAGAGCAUGGUCUACCUGGAAGGAUGCUGGCCAUGUGGUGAAUGGCCCCAAGACUCCCAGAGAGACUCCCACAGUUCCUCCCUCAUUUAGAUGAACUUUUACCAAACACCCACCUCAUGCCAAAUGUAUAUCAAGUCUCAGAAUCCAGGAAUAAACAAAGCCAAUAAAAUCUACCUUCCAGAAGCUUGCUUGGCCCCAGGAGAGAUAAGCAUUCAGGAACAAAUGACUUAAUUAUUUUAUCACAGCUGUUGGGAUUAUAUCUUGUCCCUCCUCUGGUUGGGUUUGAGAUUUACCCUGUCAUUAGGUAGAUUUGAAGUUGAUACGUACUGUAUGUUCAUCCCUCUGCUAAGCAAGUCACGGUGUAGUAAGCCCUUGAGCACUGGAGCCAGGGGUCAACACCAUUCAGUCCUCACAGUUCCCCAGAUAGACACUGAUCUCAAGCACAGUUCACAAAUAAGGAAGAUAAGACUCAGAAGGUUAACUAUCUAGUCAGGGCCAUGUCAUUUGUGAACUGGGUGACCUUGGGCAAGGGACUUAGCCUGUCUUGCCCUCUAUUUCUCCCUCUGGAAAGCCAGGUAGAUAAGCAUACCUAGCUGCCAGAACAGUUGAGAGGAUGUCAGGAGGCAGGUCAUGGAAAAUGCAUAGUGGCCCACAGAAGGCACUCAAGAAAGGCCAGCCGUCCUGAGGCCAAAGACAGGGAAGCUAAAAUAUACAAAUCCUGAGGCUCAUCACAAACAUGGAACUUGGGGUGACUUGAACCCCAGUAACCUAGCUCUAGAGCUCAAGAGCUUCCAGUGUUCUGUGGAGGAUGGAGGAGGUGUUAAGCUGCUUUUAUAUCAGAAGAUCUGGGUUCGUAGAACAAGAGACACUGCUGGCACUGGAGAGGGGGAACUGCCUGUAGUUCAGGCUAGUCCACUGCUCAGGAUUGCUUUGAAAUCCCCCAACUCUAAAGCAGGUACAGAUCCAUGGAAGACUCAAGCGCUGUCCAGUCUGUGAUUACAGAGCAGCUGCCCACAGAAAAACCUUGAGAAACACACCUAGAGACUGCAUGGCCACCCAAGGCUGGAGGCACCAGGGUCUCUGGGUGUAGCUCCUUGCACCUCUGAAGAACUUUUGGAACAGGCUGCAGCUGCCAAGUGUCUCUCUCCAUCCUCUCCCCUCCAGGAAGGCGCAAACCCACCCCUGCUAAGGGCCCAUGAGAUAGAGCAGCGCACUUCCUCCAUGGGGGACUGUGUGGUUGGUGUAUUUUGGGUGAAGUGUCUGUGAGGUCCUCACACUGAAAAGUAGACUAGAGAAUGACAGGCCAGACACAGGAAGGGGAAGAGCCAGGAAACAUCUGGCUUGUUUCACAAAGUCUCCUCGGGAGCAUUUCUUCCUCCUCCUCUUUCUCUUCUUCUUCUUUUUUUUAGUUUUAUUGUUUUUUUAGACAAAGUCUCACCGUGAGUCUCAAAGCAGCCUUGCAUUCACUAUCCCGAAUCUGCCUAUCCCAAGUGCUCAGUCACAAGUGUACACCAACCACACCUGACUUGUUCCAGGUAUUCAAGACAGCAAACUCUGCUAGCUUUCACUUCCCUUGAAAAACAAAAAACCUGGAACUAUUAGAUUCAUGGCCCCAUGGCACUCUCCUGUCACUUGGAAUCUGUAGGUUAACUUCAAGACCCUGCUUGUGGAUUUGCCGUCACUGUCGCUUCUCUUGCCUACACAGGGUCCCUUCUAACCAUCUCUUAUGAAUGUCCUAAGCUCCCCCCUCCCAGCAGGGCAGCCUGUGUGACCAUGGGGAUGAGCACAUGGAAGCUUACAGGACAUACAGACACACAAACACCCAUAGGCACACAACACAGGUAGUUUCAAGCUGUCUGGGCUACAAUUCAUGCUACUCACUUACCGUCCCAUGGUCUUUGGACCUGUGACUCCUACUUGACGGUCACUGCAGAAAUAAAAUGAGACACUGAAUGUAAAUUUGUCUGUGGCACACAGUAGGUGUUCAGGAGGGUCAGUUAGCAUUGGCCAGUUCGGUGGAACAAGUUGAGCAUACGUGGUCCUGUGGACUCAACUGCAAGUACACGUAUGCUGCAAACACACCCGCUCUAAGUAGAUAAAUCCCAUAUGAUCAGAUGGACCUCGGGCACUGCCGUCCCGGAGACGGUGUCAGGAAAUUCUGAAGUCAUUCCCUGCCCUGCCUGUCGAGGCUGUUUAAUUCUCACCAGCCUGUGCCUCACUGCCGAUGUGAGUCUUCCGAAGCUGACUCUUCCUGUCUGCUCAAGGCUGUUGGAUGCCACAGUGGCCAGAACGGGGCUGGACAGGAUGUGAGGCCAGCAGUGAUAAAGGUCCGAGGCAAACCUCACAAGCAGACACCCUCAGUCAGAGGCCCACAGUGGAAGAAGCUAAGCAGCCAGUGAGGUCAAGACGACCAGAGAGUCUGGGAGGGCAAGACACAGUUGUCGCUCCCUCCCCUGCCUCAAACGGAGGGAGCACGGCAGUGUUUCCUUUCUCUCCCCCUCAAGCCUUGGUACCCUAACUCAAGUGGAGCCUGGGUUUGGGGAUUUUGUGUGGUGACUGGUGACUGUCAUGGUGCAAGAGAGACAGUUCCCUCUCACCGGCACUUCCGGCCUCCAACAGAGGUGCAAGGCGGCAGGCUCCCCCAGGAGACCCCGAGAAGGGCUCUGAGCAAUGGCAGCCAGGAGUCACCCUCCAAAUCUCCUCUCUCUGCCCACACCCCCAGGCACGUACCAGCAACACUCACCUUGCUGUGCCAGCCUGCCACCUAGGGUACCAGGAGGCCACCCUGCUAGAGGCCUGGACAGGACAGUUGUUAACCUGAAAGAAUACUUGUUGGUAGACAAAGGAGCAGCAGUCAGUUCUGCCAGCGGGGCACAGAGGGAGCACCAGCAGGGCACCAAGGGAGCACCAGGGGGUCACCAAGGGAGGACCAGCAGGGCAUUGAGGGAGCGCCAGCGGGGCAUUGAGAGAGCAGUCACUCCAUAAACGUGUAAAGGGAGCCUUAGUUGAGGGGUCCAGUUUCAGGCCUCCCAGUGACUGACUGGUAGGGCUGAGGACCUGGAUGGAGAAUCAUUUUUAUAACGACCCACUGCACCACCACCAGGCUGCCAUCACUGAGUGCAGAAGGCUCCUCACUACCUCUGCUGCCCAGAAACUAGUGGGAGCUGGGACACCUGCCUCCUACUCCAUCUGUCAUCGGUUCCAGUUUCCUCUGCUCCCAGCCAAAGGCCUCUGGGUUGCAGUCACCCUGUGUUGCCCCAACCCUUCCAUCUAGCCAAGACCUGGGGGAGGAGUUAAGCCCAAGGAGGAGAUGCUGAUUUUAAUGAACUUGGUUCACAUUGCAAGGCUCUGAUUCCUCUCCCUUUAACGUGAACUCACAGGCGGAUUAAAGUGAAAUAAAACCUACUAUCUGA
Molecule: messenger RNA, 6359 nt
Organism: Peromyscus californicus insignis
Lineage: Eukaryota; Metazoa; Chordata; Mammalia; Rodentia; Cricetidae
Gene: Tifab
Product: TIFA inhibitor
Exons: 3
Coding region: 978-1553 (191 amino acids)
Biological process (GO): canonical NF-kappaB signal transduction
Molecular function (GO): protein binding
Source: RefSeq, a predicted model, not a curated record